Molecule: messenger RNA, 1994 nt
Organism: Culex pipiens pallens (northern house mosquito)
Lineage: Eukaryota; Metazoa; Arthropoda; Insecta; Diptera; Culicidae
Product: glutamate receptor ionotropic, delta-2-like
Exons: 4
Coding region: 4-1854 (616 amino acids)
Source: RefSeq, a predicted model, not a curated record
AAGAUGUUGCAACGACUAAUUGAAAUUUUCUCCAAAGAUUCAACGUACAUGCUGGAGAUUUACGCGACAUGCCUGCUGUUGAGCAAGAAUCGCACGGCCUUCAUACGCCAGUUCGCCCUGUUUCCCAACUAUCCGUUGGCGUCGAUGACGCCGGAAGGGCACCAACCGGAGCGGUUGACCGAGUUCAUCAAUCUGGGCUGUCACGCGUUCGUGAUGGACCAGGACGUGAUGGAGUCGUUUCUGGAUGGGUACAUUCGCUGUCACGAUUUGGCAAUGUUCCGUAAUCCGAACAAAACGAUUAUUGUGCUGCGGGAUCCUGACUCUGCGAUGGAUCGGGCUGCCCUUUUUGACAAGUUCCAUCGCCAUCCGGCGAUGAGGGAGAUUGUGAAUUUGUUGAUUUUGCUCCCGGAGGAGGAUAGAGUGGACUUGUGGACCCAUCGAUAUGUUUCGACUUCGGAGAGGGGACGAGAGAUGAUUCUCCUGGAUAGCUACUUGUUAUCCAAUGGAACAUUUGUCUUUGGUAACCAUUUGUUCCCCAACAAACUGCUCAAUAUGGAACGGAGGACGUUCCGGUUGGCAAGCUUCCGGCUUAUUCCACAUUUCAUCGUGAAACCAACCGAUAAACCGUAUCCUUUGGCUACCUUUCACAGACUAAACGUUACAAUCGACGGAAUGGGUGGUUUGUUGAUGGCUGAAUUUUGUAUGAAGUUUAACUGCACAUGGGAUGUAUCGAUAGACCAACUUGGUGAAUGGGGAACAAUCUACGAGAAUUGGACUGGGAAUGGAAUCGUUGGGACGCUGGCCGAACGUCGUGCGGACGUUGGAAUAGGUUCGUUGCUGUCCUGGUGGACUAGCCAUCAAUAUCUGGGUUUUACAGCAGUGCUUCGCAAGGUUGGGAUUGGCUGCUUUGUUCCUCGACCUCAUUUGAUCCCCACGUGGAAAACAGUCGCUCUGGUGUUUAGUCCUACCGUCUGGAUAUGCAGCGUCCUGAGUGUGGUGUGUUGCAUUGCAAUGUACGAUCUGAUUUCCAAGUACGAUCCAUCUCCGGAGGCCGAGCACAGAAGUUUGGGCUGGAACGCGGUCAAUGUUGUGGCCAUGUUUCUGUUCAAUGGUGCCAAGAUUUUGUAUGGAUCGUUGUCAGAGUGUGUCCUAUCGAUUGCCUUGAUUGCGUUCACCAUCAAUUUUGGGAACAUAUUCAUCGGAAAGAAUGCAAGCUUGCAGGCCUUUCCGCUGUUCGAUCCGCCCAUAGAUACCAUCGAAGAUAUGGCCAAAGCGGGUAUGAUCUGGUCCCACACCCAUGAGGCGUGGGCACAUUCGGUGCGAAAAACAUCUAAUCCCUACCUGAUGAAGGUUGCCACUAACUAUCGCAUUCACCCAAUUCCCGAGCUGAACGUUCUAGCGGACCAAGGAAAGGUCGGAUUUGCCGUCAGUAAGAUGAACUACGGACACUUCAUGAUCGGUGAUUUCAUAACCGCAAAAAACGUAAUGCUCUAUCGCAUGAUGUCGGAGGAUCUCUACUUUGAUUGGGAGGUCUCCAAGGUCACCAAAACCUGGCCCCUUAAGGACCUGCUCUCGGACAUGAUACUGCGCUUCAACGACGGUGGUCUGCGCGAGUUCCAGGAGCCGGUUCAGGCCAAACGCCACAUGGACUACGGGGUGCAGAUAAAAAUCUUUCACUCGCAGGACCGCGAGGAGGUGCCACCCCACGCGAUGGGCUGCGAAGACUUGCUGGCGCCCUUCAUUGUGCUGGGGGCGGGAGUUGUGAUGGCACUGGUGGCAUUCGUUGGCGAGAUGACCUGGAGCCGGGUUGAGAGAAGGAUGCCGAAGAACUUGAAGUGGGCCGUGUUCAAGUGAGAUGUUACGUGAGCUUGGGUUUGAAUUGUGGUCGAAAAUUUGGCUUAAGCUUUUGAAGCUUACUGAAGAAAGAUUUGCUUUUUGCUUUUAGCACCUACUUUCAAAUAUAUUUGUACGCUGAUGAAAUAGAUGAUUUUUCU